This is a messenger RNA of Ustilago hordei, 3183 nucleotides long. RefSeq names its product putative Protein EFR3. Gene Ontology annotation, biological process: protein localization to plasma membrane. Lineage: Eukaryota; Fungi; Basidiomycota; Ustilaginomycetes; Ustilaginales; Ustilaginaceae. The coding region runs from base 1 to 3183 and encodes 1060 amino acids. The record is from RefSeq and is a predicted model, not a curated record. The transcript has a single exon.
AUGUGCAUCCCAAAAUCCAACCACAAGAAGCUCGUCGAUGACUGCUACCCAGCUCCUAAAGCCCUUGCCACUUCGGGCCCAGAGUAUCGUCCCAACUCGAACGAGCUUGGUCGACUGACCUACUAUGCUGAGAACAAACCCGCCAAGCUUACCAAAGUCGGCAACUUGCUCGACAGUAAAGCUCAAGCCGAUGCCAGAGCUGCCAAAGCUUCCGGUCCUGCUGCUGACAAGGGAAAAGCCAGCUUGAUGAUCACCCUUGCUAUCACCAAGAACCUGCUCACCGAAUGCAAGUCCUCGCUCAAUUACUUUAUCAAGCCCGCCCAAUCCAUCAUUGCUUCUGCUCUUGACGCUGCUCAAGCCACACAAGCACGUCCUCGCGAUCUCGAGAUCAGUGCUCGAGCUGCCAGCGCCUUUUACGCACUCGCCUCGUUCCUCGACCCUGCAACGACCGCUGUGGAUGAUGGCUUCCAACGUCUUCUCCGUUCUUUUGCUAGUCUUGCUGUAGAGCGUCCGAUCAGUGUGGAUGCUACGCAGGGUGAAGAUGCCGAGCAGCGCAACCGUACUCGACUCAUCGGUCUGGGGGCUCUCGCUGGUGCUGUUGGUUCGGAUGCUAUCUACUCGUCCAACUCGAAAUCGCUUAUCGCACUUAUCACCCCGGCUCUUAUCGAGAAUGCUAAAGCAAACCGUGUCACUCUCGACUGGCUCCGCAGCGAAUCCAACAAGGCUUCCGAGGGCGAACCAACCUAUGCAGAGUUCAACAUCUCCAAGAAGCCUCUUGCUAUUCGUUCUACUCGUUCCAUCUCGGCCCAUGUUGCAGGCGAAAAGGACCCUUCGUCCGAAGAUGUCGUUUCAGCUUCCAUCGGAACACUCCGAGGUUUGCUGCACCACGCCGAUGCAACACAAGUCCAGAGCGUUGUGCAGAACGUCAUUGUUUGGCUCGACAACAAGUCUGCACUUUCGAUUCCUGCUCCUUCGGAUGGACGUCAAGCCGUUUCGCAGUGGGAGGAUACCGACUGGUGUUGCUGGCUCGCGCAAUCUCUCUGCAGCUGGACUCCACUUCAGUACCGUUUUGUUGUCCUUGACACGCUGGUUGAUCACCUAGUCGAGAACUGCGAGGGUAAGGCUACCACCAAGCAUCUUUCGCUGAUAGAAAUGUCGCGCAGCAUCCUCACUGGACAGCUCAGCUUGAUCGGUCUCAGCACAAGCGACACCUUGAGCAAUCUCUCGGCUCUUGCGGUUCGUCGAGUCUACAAAGAUACCCGGGACAGUUUGUUGCCUCCUCUCGUCGACUGCAUUAGCGGUCUCGGUACGCAUGUUUACUAUGCGGACCAGAUCAACGACAUUGUUGAAGAGAUUGCUGGUCGUAUUGCUGCACUUCAGAUGCCCGAGACCGCUUCCGACGCUGCGUCUGUCAAGGGGGGCAACACCAACCUCAGUGCCGUCCACCGUGGUCAGCAGCAGGACCUCAACAGUCACAUUCACCGUCAGCGUCUUGCCAAUGCAGGUCCUGAACAGCGUGACGAGAGUAUUCGUGUUCUGUUGUUCUGCUUGCAAGGUGUCCUGCGUGCAACGCAUCAGUCGAGUGGUGAAAUUCACAAGGCGGUUGAUGUUAAGGAUGGAAGCAACGGUGGUGCCGGAGGUGCUACUGCAUCCAAGCAAGCAGGCGGCGGUGCUGGGGGUUCCGAGGAUGACAAGGGCAAAGCACCUGCUUCGGGUGAGACCAAGUUAGGUCUUGCCCAUGCUGGCACUCGAAACCGAGUUUUGCCCUCGUCAAUUUUGGCCACUGCUAGUUUGCUUACUUCGCCCAACCAUGCCGUACGUCUCGCGUAUGCACAGACGUUGAUCACACUCUUCCGUGACGAGUUCGACCGCGAACAGCUCGAACGCGAAAGCUCGGUCUUCGCUGCUGCUCCCAUCAGCGAAAAGGUGGGGGAAGCUAUCGGCGUGGUGCAUGCUCUCGGCGCUGCAGUCCACGUCAUGUGUCUCAGCAAGAGUCUUUCUCCUCCCGCUCAAGUGCUGAGCAAUCUACGCGAGUCGCCGUUGGAGCUUUUGCCGCAGUUGGAUCGCAUCAAUGCUGACCCUGGUCGACCUGGUUCGCUCAACAGCGAUGCUUCAGGUGCUUCGGCGGGUGAAGCUAGUGCAGCAUUGCCCAUUGACUAUGUUGCUGCAGCUCAGGCGCUCGAGCACCUCGUGACCGCUCUUCCCUGCAGUGCUGCUUUGGCAUUGACACCGAUGCUGAUUGCGCUUGACAGGGAUGCUGGCAGUCGACUCGUCGUCAACGGUGCGACGGUGAACACUGGGUUUAACCAGCGUCGUCUUUCGUCGCGCAUGGUUGCAGCUCGGGUAUUGGCCAAGUUGGGCGAGACGUUCGAUGUGAGCUCCGUUUCGAAGGCAGCGCAGAACGUGUUGGCGCAGAUCCCUUCGCUCGGUAUCGAACCUGGACCGUCCCCCGCUGCUGGUUUGACCUUGCCUCCCGAGGUGGUGCCCUUCUCGGUGGUUGGCGGCGGAAUCAACGCUGCUGGUGAAUCGAGCAGCUCCAGUUCGCCUUGGAUCGAUGGCAGUUCGGUCAUCAGCAGUUUGGCCUCAAGCUCAAAGUUGCAGUCUGCCACUCGUUUGGACGCAACUGUGUUGAAGCGAUGGUUGGAACGCGAUUGGAACGUCAACAUGGCCGUAGAUGAAGCUUUUGCUGGAUCCAGCCCCUACGCUCAAUCCUCGCUGGCUUCUGCAUCUCAGCAACCUUCUCGCCGAGCCUCGUUCACCCCUAUCAACGAUGCCCUCGUCAACGGCAGCAACGCUUCCUCUGCCUCGGUCAACAGACCCAAUCGUCUCAGCAUCUCAGCCGCCUCGACUAGUGUUAACGACCUUCGAGAAGCUCUCGGAUCCGUCUCCCCCAACUCGGCCAAGCAUGCGAAUGGAUACAGCGACGAUGGGGGAUUAAGCCCUGCUGACGUGGACAACCGCCGUGCUCAUAGAAGGGAGUCGCGACGUGGACCUACCAUCGGCAGCUCGAAUGGUAAUAAUGGUACCAGUGCGGUGGCUAUUCUGGAUUCGUUGAAGGUAGGAGUGGAUGAGAAUGUUUCGCGUUUAGGUCCGGAUAGUUCAUUGUCGGAGAUCAAGAGUAAGAAUGUCGGUGCUACGGGUGCUGGUGGGGUAGCGCCAAUCAGUCCUCCUUAUGCUUCCUAA